AUGCCACCACCGCUGGGUCCGGUCAGGUCACCCGGGAUCAGGCCACUUGGAUCAGUCUGGCACCAAGGCACCAGCCCAUCCUCGUCUCCGAUAGCAGUCGUCAUCCAGAACUCGCCCGCAACAAUUCGGAGCCUCACCUCAGGGCGAGCCGCGGCACCAGCAGACCAAGACAGCAACACCCAAGCACAAAAUGCAGGCGACGGAAGCCCAGACCUCUUUUACACCGGCAGGACGCGAGGCGAUUACAACGGACACAACACCCUGAUCGGCGACAAACCAGGCGACAGUCGAGGCACGAAACGCGGACACGAGACGCGAGAGACCGAGCCCGGCAGCGACAAAGAGCCCCGACGGAGCGGCAAACGGCUGACUACGAAGGAAGAGAUCCUGCUUUUCGAAAUCUGCAUCCGACACGCUGAUACCUUUGGGAAGCGCAGUGAGAUUUGCGACUGGUGGCGGUACUCGUGGCAUUCCGUGCGGCGGAAAGUCGAGAAUGUCACGAAGCGGCGCGAUCAAUUCCUCCGAGACACCAAGUCCAGCGCGAGCCAUAGCCAGGAGCAGAUGAAUCCGCGAUGGCGUGAAGUGCUAGAUGAAUGGCUUCCGACCUGGCGGCGCUGGGAGGAGGCUGAGGCGAAGCGCAUUGCGAAGCGGGAUGAGAUGCUCAUGCGGCGUACGUCGGCUCAUCACCAGUCUCAAGCUCAGCCUCAAGUUCAUGGGUCUGCCAAUCCCUUGGCGUUGAACGUGGACAGGCAGAGGGCUAUGGAGUCGCAGGUUGGAGGGCCUGCGUCCGCGAGUCCUGGACAUGGAGAUGAUCCUAUGCACUCCGCAGUACCGGACGCAGUGCAUGGUCCUUCCCCUAUGGCAGCUGUUCGUCAGUCUAAAUCUCCACCGCUGCUGGCCCCGUCAAAUCUAUCGGCUACCGUGAAACUGCCUCCUGGAUACGAGACUAUGUUCUCUAAUCCACAUCCCGCAACCACCAAGUACCAACCAGCACCACAAGCACCACCACGAGUUUCACCGCCAGGGCCGCUUAUGCCGCCACGUUCAGGUCAGCAUUCGGGCUUUGGUCUCUUGGAUACCUUCAACCGAAUCAGUAGCACGCCAAAGAGGGGGUUCGAUACUCUACUAGAAAACGAAAGCGCAGGGCCACGGUCCGAGCCUGAGAUUGACGCCUUAGUUCAAGCAGCCGCCGACGCUAGCGCUCAGAGCCGUUCAGAGCCAGACAUUAUCUUGCAAAGAGAACGCUCACACGAUUCUUUGUCCAUGGAUAUCGAGUUCAUUAAGGAAGAGCUGCGUCGCGAGAUCAAGACCGAAAUGCGCCGAGAAAUGGACCAGAGCUGGGCUGCUGUUAGGGAGAGAAUUGACUCGGUCCAGGAAACACAGCAGUUGAUUCUGGAGAUGCUCCGGCACAAUUCGUCCUGA
Molecule: messenger RNA, 1422 nt
Organism: Penicillium chermesinum
Lineage: Eukaryota; Fungi; Ascomycota; Eurotiomycetes; Eurotiales; Aspergillaceae
Exons: 2
Coding region: 1-1422 (473 amino acids)
Source: RefSeq, a predicted model, not a curated record